Ichthyophthirius multifiliis is the source of this 914-nucleotide messenger RNA. RefSeq lists its product as hypothetical. Lineage: Eukaryota; Ciliophora; Oligohymenophorea; Hymenostomatida. The record is from RefSeq and is a predicted model, not a curated record. The transcript is spliced from 3 exons. Gene Ontology annotation, molecular function: microtubule binding.
AUGAAAAAAAGUAAUAAUAAUCUAUCUCAGCUUGAUUAAUAUGAAAUGAGAAGGGAAAUAAUGAAAUAGCAUAUGAAUAAACUAUUAGAUAAUAACGAAUGGUAUUAUUAAUAAGUCCGUGGAGGCUUAGUAUGUGGAUUUUGCCUACGCCCAAAGAGAAAUUUGAUACCAGAUUACAAAAAAGGAGGUUAGUCAUUAUAUCAAAAAGAUUUCUAACCUUUUAAAAGUAAUACUAGAGUUCCACGAGUAAAUGGUGAUCUAUAUAAUGGAUUUUAUAGCAAAUAACCUAUGGAGUUAUCCACAAUAAAUAGAAGCGAUUAUGUACCACACCCUAUUGAAGCAUAAAAAUAACAUAAAUCGAAAGAAUUACAAAAAUUCUUGCCUUUUAGUGACAUUUCUAGUUAUAAAAAUACUUUCUUAGAUUGGGGUUCAAAUCCAGUUUCCCUUGUAAAGCCUCCGGCACAUCCUACAGUUAUAAAAGAAUUACCUUUUGUUGGUAAAACUACUUAUGGUGAUACAUUUAAAGGAAAACCAGCUGAUAAUGAUAAUGAUAGAGACAAAAUAAUAUAAAUGUCUAAAAAAGGAUAGUUUAAAAAUCCGAUAAGUCCAGAUUUUCCUUUCUUGUCUUAAACUACAAAUUUAAGCACUUAUUUACCUUAGACUGUAGAUUAUAAAAAAUAUAAUCCUAAUAUAAUAAAAGGAAGAUAAGUGCCUGCUUUUGAUGGUUAGUAUUUAACUACCCAUAAGAAAGAUUAUGAUGAUAAAAUGAAAGAUCAUGAGUUUUGUAAUAAAAGAAAUUGUAUUAUUUGUGGGAGAUUAAUGUGAAAGGAUAUUUGGAUUAAAACUUUAUUUUAUUUUAUAUUAGAUUAUAUUAUUUUUUGUUUUUUUUAGUUUAUAUAUAUUUUAGUUAUUUU